This is a messenger RNA of Cheilinus undulatus (humphead wrasse), 873 nucleotides long. It is a transcript of the gene mcee, whose product is annotated as methylmalonyl CoA epimerase. Gene Ontology annotation, molecular function: methylmalonyl-CoA epimerase activity. The transcript has 3 exons. Lineage: Eukaryota; Metazoa; Chordata; Actinopteri; Labriformes; Labridae. The record is from RefSeq and is a predicted model, not a curated record. Gene Ontology annotation, biological process: L-methylmalonyl-CoA metabolic process. Gene Ontology annotation, cellular component: mitochondrion. The coding region runs from base 131 to 652 and encodes 173 amino acids.
AUACAGUCCUCCAACACGCUCCACACAUCUCUAUUAGCCAUGGUUUCCCCACAUGUGUGACGGACUGUGUCGCAGGUAAACAGGCUCCCAGAAAAACUCAUCCUCUGCUGUUUGGUUCCGAGAUUCAAACAUGGCGUCUGCCGCGCUGAAGGUUGCAGGGAAAUGUCUCUCCACAUGUUCUCGUCUCUCUCUUCUGAGGGCACAUUCAACAACAGCAGCCCUCCGUCAGGGCGUACCUGGAGCUCUGUGGAAUCUUGGGCGACUGAACCACAUUGCCAUUGCUGUCCCAGAUAUGGAGAAGGCCACAGCUCUGUAUCGAGACGUGCUGGGGGCCACAGUGAGUGACAAAGUGCCCCUUCCGGAGCAUGGUGUCUACACAGUAUUUGUAGAGCUCAGUAACACUAAAUUGGAGCUGCUCCAUCCUUUGGGGGAGAAGAGUCCAAUUGCUGGAUUUUUACAGAAAAACAAGUCUGGAGGGAUGCACCACAUAUGUAUUGAGGUGGACGACAUUAACGCAGCAAUAGCCGACCUGAAAGCAAAGAACAUCAGAACUCUGUCAGCUGAACCUCGGAUAGGAGCUCAUGGGAAACCAGUGAUGUUUCUCCAUCCUAAAGACUGUGAUGGGGUGCUGGUGGAGCUGGAGGAGGCAUGAAGAACAUCCGUCUGACUGGAACUGUCACCUUCUUAAUUAACUUUCAUAUGAUCCACAGUCAGUUUGAAAAACAUCAUGAUAACUUUAUUAUUGUUUUUUUUCUUUGUAGCACUUGGAUUUUGCUCUUCACAUUUCAAAAAGGUGCCUUUAAAGUCAUGUUUUAGGGCAAUUAUUUACUUUCCGUUGUGUUGGGAAUAAAUGACAGAGUUGUGUGAGUUUCA